Molecule: messenger RNA, 1282 nt
Organism: Drosophila persimilis
Lineage: Eukaryota; Metazoa; Arthropoda; Insecta; Diptera; Drosophilidae
Product: beta-1,3-galactosyltransferase 5
Exons: 4
Coding region: 144-1226 (360 amino acids)
Cellular component (GO): membrane
Molecular function (GO): hexosyltransferase activity
Source: RefSeq, a predicted model, not a curated record
UUGUAUGUUCAUUGUCGGAACAAUUAGAGAACACCGGAAUAAAAGACAAGCGUUUUUAUGUCCAGUCAAGAAGAAGAUGUCCAGGACCCAAAGGAUGAGAGAUCCUCUCUAGGACACAGGAAUAUUCCGUUACAGGGUUACCGAUGCGUCAUCAAAUCAAGCAAAAUGUUACUAACAAAAUCAACAGCAGCACGAUCAAUAAUCAUGGCAGUAAUAGGAGCAUUUAUCUGGAGGGGAAUAAAAGUUUUCAAUCCCUUUUGGCUGUUUCCAACCAACUGACAGAGUCGUCGGGGAUCGAAGAUAUCAAGACAAUUUUGCGGAACCAAUUAAUUGAAAUGAAGAAGUACAGUAGCAGCAUACAAACAUUAAGUGGUCCCUCCGCGUUGCCUGUACUUCGAGAGCUGGCAAUGAAACUGUAUGAACCAGGCCACCUAAACGAAGAGAUUGAUAUACAGAAGAUAUGUAUGCACAGGGGGUUAUCCCUACGGCUGCUCAUUCUGAUCACCUCAGCACAGUCCAAUUUUAAGGAAAGAAUGUCCAUAAGGCGGACCUGGAUGAACUAUGGAAGCAGGCAAAUUGUCGGCAUGGCUUUUAUCCUUGGCCGUACCACGAAUGCAUCUCUGAACGAGUCUCUCAACAAGGAGAACAAUAUUUAUGGCGAUAUGAUACGAGGCCACUUCAUAGACUCGUACUUCAAUCUCACUCUGAAGACGAUCUCGAUGCUUGAAUGGGCAGAUACACACUGUCCCAAUGUGAAAUUCAUCCUUAAGACAGAUGAUGACAUGUUCAUCAAUGUUCCUAAACUGCUCGAUUUCAUAGACGCUCGGUACAAGAACGAUCGAACUAUCUACGGGCGAUUGGUCGAGGACUGGAAACCCAUCCGAAAAAGAACGUCAAAGUAUUUUGUUCCAUAUAAAUUGUAUAACGGCUGGCAGUAUCCUCCGUUUACCACCGGACCCGCGUACCUCCUCACUGGCGACAUUGUCCAUGAGCUAUACGUGCAAUCACUCAACACUUACUAUAUUCAACUAGAAGAUGUCUUCAUCACGGGCUUCGUGGCCAAAAGGUUAAAGAUUAGGAGGGAGCACGCCAACGAAUUUCUCAACAGCCGAAUCUCGCUCCGUCCGUGCAAAAUUCGCAACGUGAUCAGCGUGCACAAGAUCAAGCCAAGGGAACAAUAUCAUCUUUGGAGGGACCUGUUGGAUUCGACUAUUAAGUGUAAAUAGUUUUUUUUUUUUAAUUAGCUAAGGACUAAAUCUAUGUAAAUGAUAAGCAUUUUUCU